AUGGCAAUAGAAAACACAACGGGUAGCAAUGAAUUCGCGACGAUUUACACUAGAGACGGUCUCGCUAAUGACUCGUGUCAGGAAUAUGAAGGUCCCCAGGCGAGGGUCUUUAAAAUAAUCGUCAUUGGGGAUUCAAAUGUUGGAAAAACCUGCCUAACGUACCGGUUUUGCGGUGGUAAAUUUCUUAACAAUCCCGAGGCAACAAUUGGUGUAGAUUUCAGAGAGAGGUCCCUGCAACUUGAUGGGGAAAACAUAAAGUUGCAGAUCUGGGACACGGCGGGUCAGGAGCGUUUCAGGAAGAGUAUGGUGGAGCAUUACUACAGAAACGUCCAUGCCAUCAUCUUUGUCUACGAUGUGACCAGUCUGGCUUCAUUUGAAAGUCUGCCGGAGUGGAUUGAGGAGUGCAGACGUCACUCAGUUCCUCCCAUGGUCCCCCACAUCCUAGUUGGGAACAAAUGUGACUUAAGAGAAAGCAGAGAAGUAUCUACGUUUUUAGCUCAGCGACUGGCUGAUAGCUACAACUUUCCCCUUUUUGAGACGUCUGCAAGAGACCCUGCAGAAAAAGAGCAUGUAGAUGCCAUUUUCCUCACAUUGGCCUACAGACUGAAGAAUCACAAGCCGCUGAGACUGAAACAGCCUAGCGAGAGUAACUUCAUACAGCUCGCCGCUGAACAGGAGGAGAAGACACCCUGUUACUGCUAAUACACUUCGGCCCAUAGAGUAUUAUGCAAUAAUUCAAGACUUAUUGGGAGUUAUGCGGUUUAAAGGGAUAGUUCACUCAAAAUUGUUUGACUUGUUACAAACUUGUUAGUUUAACACAAAAAAAGCACAUAUUUUGAGGAAUGAUAAAAUCUUGUAAACAGUCGACUUCCAUAGUAUUUGUUUUUCCUACUAUGGAAGUCAAUGGUUACCCAUUUCUAACAUUUUUCAAAGUAUCUUCUUUUGUGUUCAGCGGGGGAAAAAAGUACUUGAGAAAAAGUAAAUAGUAGAUUUUCAGUAUUGAGUGAACUGUCCCUUUAAUAUAACUCUUUAGGAUUUAUGUUUGUAUCUAUGUGGAAUUUGAUGGCCUAAUUUAUGGAUCAUGGGCAUUUUUUGGGGCAUAUUUUUUGUUAUUCCAUUCAUUCCACAUGUUUAAGCUAGUUAUGUUUGUUGUAUCAGGAAAAACCUGCCUAUACCUUAUUAAUGAAUUUUAUUAUUUAUUAAAACAAGCUCAGCGCCUUGGAGACCUCACUGUUAUGAUCCUAACAACUUGCAUGUUGUUUUAAUGUUCACAAUAUAUCAUAACAACACCAAGUCGGUUGCUAUGAUGAUGCAAUGGUAUGCAAUCUGGGGCAUGUCUGACCAUCAUUAUUCUGCACCGUGAGCUGUUCUUUUAUGUUUGUGGAUACAGAUCACUUGCUGUUAUGUUUACUUUGCACAAAACAAGAAAUUCUGCUACUAAAGAAUUGAAUGCAAACUUUUGAUCCAAAAUGAAUCUUGUGAGACGCUUGUCUAAUGAGUAACUUAAAGGGAUAGUUCACCCAAAAAGGAAAAUUUUGCCACUGUUUACUCAUCAAACAUGUUUCUUUUGCUGUAGAGUCAUUGGAGGGUCAAUAAAUAGUGAAGGACGUUUCAUAUUUGGUUGAACUAUCCCAUGUGAACACUAGUGGGCAGCACUAUAUAUGAAAUUCGUAUAUGAAAUGAAAGGAAUCGGAUUGGAAAUGCUAUAUUUCACACACUGUAAAACCCAACAGUCAACUUUAUCAAAUGAAAUGAGUGUAGUUAACUCAAAAUUGACUGAAAGUUAAGUCUACUCAUUUAAAAAGAGUUUUGAAUUCAGUGUUGAAGGUAAUGAGUUAAUUAAAUCCCUCAUUACUUCAACGUAAAUGGAGUAAGUUCACAGCACUCAUAUACUCAAAUGGUUUGUAGCAAUCAGUUUCCUCAAACGGUUUGAGUUGCCUUUAAACUUAUUGGGUUUUACAGUACUCCGUUGGUUUGAGUUCUCUUCAUUUAUCAGGUUUUACUGUGCUCAAAUUGCUUUGUUUACUCAAAUGGAUUAAGUUCACAGUACUCAUUAGGAUUAGUUUUUGAACCUAAAUGGUUUGGGUUACCUUCACUCAACAAUGCACCCUUUAUCUUAUAUGAGAACACAUAUUCCAGCAUUAAUAUGUUUUGUUUACAAAACACUGUGUUACCACGUUUGAGAACAUAAAAGAAAACUCAGACAACAAAAUGAUCUGGAUGCAAAGUAUUUAUUAUAAAUAGAACUAAUAGAACAACAAAUCAAGCAAAACAAACAGUUGUCUAGGGAUAAAGUACUUAAGAUAUAAUCACAACUAACUUUAACUACAUGAUAUAAAUAAUACAAAACAAAACCAUAAGGUUACAGAAUGGAAUAGAUGGUAUUGACACAAGGACAUCCAAGGAGCUACAACGUCCUCCUGAAACUAGCAUAACAACUUUUAUUUAAAUGCAUUGACUCAAUUGGUGAGCAAGCAGGCGUCCAAUCAGGAUCCAAACUAGAAUAUUGUGGUCGUCACAAUUGCGACAUGCUCUGAAACCUUAAAUAUAUUAUGAUGUUUAAUGUAUUUUAGAAAGAAUUUCAGGCUACAGUAAGUAUUCAAACGCAUCUCAAAGGCUUGAUCUAACCAUUUGUUUUGAUUAUGACCAACAGAAAAAUGAUUAUAUUGCACUUUAAAUUGAGAUUGUAUCAUGUUUAAGCUUUAUCUUAUAUAUUUGGCGUCAUAUAUUGUACUUGUCAUUAACUCUCAGAUGUGUUUCGAAGUGAA
Danio aesculapii is the source of this 2768-nucleotide messenger RNA. RefSeq names its product Ras-related protein Rab-33B-like. Gene Ontology annotation, biological process: Rab protein signal transduction. Gene Ontology annotation, molecular function: GTPase activity; GTP binding. The coding region runs from base 1 to 702 and encodes 233 amino acids. Gene Ontology annotation, cellular component: Golgi apparatus; endosome. The record is from RefSeq and is a predicted model, not a curated record. Lineage: Eukaryota; Metazoa; Chordata; Actinopteri; Cypriniformes; Danionidae. The transcript is spliced from 2 exons.